Messenger RNA from Anopheles bellator, 3346 nucleotides. RefSeq names its product DNA replication ATP-dependent helicase/nuclease DNA2 (gene Dna2). Gene Ontology annotation, cellular component: cytoplasm. Lineage: Eukaryota; Metazoa; Arthropoda; Insecta; Diptera; Culicidae. The record is from RefSeq and is a predicted model, not a curated record. Gene Ontology annotation, molecular function: single-stranded DNA helicase activity; 5'-flap endonuclease activity. The coding region runs from base 20 to 3346 and encodes 1108 amino acids. The transcript is spliced from 9 exons. Gene Ontology annotation, biological process: replication fork reversal.
GGCUGACUACGGGUACAACAUGACCAAGGAACAAUACACAUUGGAUUUAACCACUUGGAAACGGUGCAAGGUGCUAAGCGUGGAAAAAUGUGCAGAUCAACGUUUACUCGUGACUCUAGAAGAGAAGAAGAGUAAGGAAAAGGCUAAAUGCUGCCUAUGUUCACCUUGGAACACCCUUGAUCAUGUUGUCCCAGGCUUGAUCGUUUCGGUGAUCGCUUCGAGUGUAAAGAAAGAUGACUGCUUCGUAGUCGAUGCCAACGAGGGCAUGUUUGUUACAAAUCCCGAUCUUCUGGUCUCCGGAACGACGGUAGUUGGUUCGCUGUUUUGUCAGCGCCGCGGGGUUCUUCAGGAAAACUUUCGCUUGUUUGAUGCGGAAAAUCGAGAGAUGCAUGUUGGAACCCUGGUUCAUUCAGUCUUUGAACAAUGCCUCUUGGAUACUAGCUGCCGUUCACUAUCGGAUGUUCGACGCAUUGCAGAAUGUUGGAUUAAGUCUCCAAAAAUGGUUUCUACGUUGUACGCAUACGAUAUCAGCACUGCCGAUGUGUUGAAGGCAAUGGAUCCAUAUUUUGCAGAGAUCGACAAAUUUCUGGAGCAACACAAUGUGCAUCCAGGACCAAGCAAAACGUUUACUUCUGGCGCCGGCACCGAAGAUGCUAGUUUUGUCAUAGAACAGGUUAAGGACAUUGAAGAAAAUAUCUGGUGCCAUCAGCUGGGGAUCAAGGGAAAAAUUGAUGCCACGGUGAGCGUUGCAUACCGCAACACGAAGGGAUUACCGGACGGCUCUACCCAUGAGCUGAUGCCGCUUGAGUUAAAAACAGGCCGGGCAAGUUACUCGUUCGAGCACAUCGGGCAGCUGGUGCUGUACGAAAUGAUGAUGAAUCUGGUUGGGCAUCGCGUGAACGGGGGAUUGUUGCUGUACCUUCGCGAAGGCAAAUGUAGCAAAAAGUCUGGCAAUCGUAACAUAAGGCGCGAUUUGAUAAUGCUGCGCAAUGAGGUUGCCCACUACAUGAACGGCUGGAUGGUUGUGAACGAGCGAAACGGAAACGGGGCGGAAAAGCAAACUGAACCACUGGUGCCUUACCUUCCGGAACCGAUCAAUCAUGCACGUGCUUGUGCAAAGUGUCCUUACAGCACCGUUUGCACCGUGAUGGCUCAACGCGAACCGGGAUCGAGCACGCGGUCGUCUGAUCAUGGUUUUUCGAUCAUUGUCCCCGAUGCUUCCGGUCACUUAAGCAACCAACACAUUGACUACUUCAUCCAUUGGACAGGCAUCAUCUACCUGGAACAGAGAGAUAUGGCCGCCGACGGGAGCACUCGGGCCCUAUGGACGAAAGAACCCCGGAAACGCGCCGAAAAAGGUUGGUGCAUCACAGAUCUGCAGCUGGUCAGUCCGGUGCGUGCCGUGGACGAUAACUAUUUUCAUACGUUCACAAUGAAAUCUGACCCGAUCAUGAUGGCUACCGGCGAAGACGAAAUAGAAGGACGACCAGCUUUAGAAGGGUUUCGAACGGGUGAUUAUGUUAUAUGCAGUACGAAUUAUCGGAUCGCUGUGUCGGCCGGGCACAUCGUUAGCUGGGUUGGCCGUGAGCUGGUUCUAUCAUUUGAGCGCGAUCUCAGUGUGAAUUACACAGGCGAAACGUUCCAUUUGGAUCGCACUGAGGGAUACAAAUCGGGAAAAUUUAACCUUUCCAAUCUAGCCCUGCUACUAGCCAAUACGGAUGACGCCGAUCGCUGUCGACGGAUCAUUAUCGGACGAGAAACCCCUGAGUUCGCAGAGGCCAUUUUACCCAAACCAAUGAUACCCCGGGCGAAAGCAUUGCUAAGUAAUUUAAAUCGUCACCAGAAAAUGGCGGUUCUAAAGGUGGCCGCAACAAAAAGCUACUGCUUGCUAAAAGGGUUGCCAGGAACGGGCAAAACACAGACGAUCGUGGGUAUUAUUCGGCUUCUUUUUGCUCUCGGCCACUCGAUACUGCUAACGAGCAACACGCACUCUGCAGUCGAUAACGUGCUGAAGCGGUUGGCUAGGGACAACGACUGUGACGAAAAUGGCAUGCACGAGACACUCAAGUUUAUCCGUAUUGGCCCACUGGAACGUAUUGACCCUGUUGUACGGCCAUCGUCGGCUACCGUACUGAGCGAACAGUGUGACACACCGGAAAAACUGAAGCACUUAUACGACCAAUUCAAAAUAAUCGCCGUUACCUGCCAAGGAGCAUCGCAUCCGUUGGUGGUUCAACGAAAGUUUGACUUUUGUAUCGUGGAUGAAGCAACGCAGGUUUUUCAGAGUAGCAUCAUCAGACCACUGUUGCAGUGCAAACGAUUUCUGCUUGUUGGUGAUCCGGAGCAGCUUCCGCCUGUCGUUAGAUCCAGGGAAGCUCGUGCGUUGGGCGGUGAUGAAAGUCUGUUCCACCGAUUGGACCAAGAAGGUGCAUACUGCACACUGCCAAGCCAAUAUCGCAUGAACCGUGUCCUCACCAAGCUGGCCAAUGAUUUUACCUACGAUGGAAAACUAAUAUGCGGCAACGACACGGUUGCGAAUGCAAUGCUUAAGCUGCCUGAUCUACAAACAUUGCGCCAGAUGUAUACAGUAGAAAAGUGGCUUUUAAGAACGAUAUCGAACCAGAUAGACUUGUCGGCGAUUAUGCUUGACACCGGCAGCACACUUCAGCAUAACGAAAAUUAUCAGUUUUCCGAAUCGGUAAUACGACCAUCGAACACUAUGGUACGGUCGAGAAAAACUGCCGCCUGUAACAACAUGUCUGAGGUCGCGCUAACGGUUUAUAUCUGUACUGCAUUGUUGCGUGCUGGAGUAAAUAGUCAAUCGAUCGGAAUAAUGGCACCCUUCCGGGCUCAAGUGGAGUUGAUUCGCCGCCAUGUGCGAUGUUUGAUGGAGAAUCCGAAGUGUUGGCGCCCACGAUCCGGCGAUCAGUCUCUCUACAUACCCCCCGAUGCAUCGAUGCAAACGCUCUCGGUCGAUGAAUGCGACAUAGAAGUCAACACCGUCGAUCAAUUUCAAGGAAAGGAUAAAAAGUUGAUUAUAUAUUCCUGUACAAAAACAAACAAUCUGACCGAUGAUGCUGUGAAGGAUAAAGCCGACGAGAAUGGUGAGUUGACCGGUGCUAAAAACAACGAAAUAUUAUUCGAUAAACGACGCUUAACCGUCGCAAUCACACGAGCGCAGGUGAAACUUAUCGUCCUCGGUGAUCGCAAUCACCUGGACUCUUAUCCGCCGUUUAAUAAACUGUUCCAAGUGAUUAGUAAGAUCGGUCACGUGAAGCUCGUGGACAAAAAAGAUGGAUUUGAGUGGAACAACUUGUUCGAGUUCCUCCAGUCGCUAAACGAUUAA